Zerene cesonia (dogface butterfly) is the source of this 3209-nucleotide messenger RNA. RefSeq lists its product as uncharacterized. Lineage: Eukaryota; Metazoa; Arthropoda; Insecta; Lepidoptera; Pieridae. Gene Ontology annotation, molecular function: store-operated calcium channel activity. The record is from RefSeq and is a predicted model, not a curated record. Gene Ontology annotation, biological process: store-operated calcium entry. Gene Ontology annotation, cellular component: membrane. Bases 355 to 1509 code for a protein of 384 amino acids. The transcript has 8 exons.
GAGCAGUUCACGGUGCGAUUAUUCCGAGGUGAUGUAUCGUCGUGGAAGCACGUGUUACGCGCGUAUCGCGAAAUAAAAUUCGUGAAAACAAUAAAACCAGUCCGUUAUGAUCGAUAGCGUGGCCGCGGCCGACUCGAUUUACAAGUGAAAAUAAACAUUUUAUCGGAUAUCGUGUAUCGAGUUCAUAGUUACCAAUUGUUUUGUGUUUCGCGAAAAGUUCACUGGUUCUGUGAUUCUUCUGGAAAGCUGAUUUAUUUUUUAUUUUUUUUUCAUUCAGAACUGUGGAAUUAAUUUGGAUCUUUCUACACUGCGACUACAUGGAUAAUAUUUAAUGAUCUCGUUUCUCACUUGGCGAUGUACCUGAUACAUUUCACGGCAAGAAUGUUGGAAAUACCAGAAUUCGUAUGUGAUAAUAUAUCAGAAGCUAGUUUCGUCACAACUGUAGAAGAAGCGAGCCAAAUAGACCAGUGCACACAGACGCCACCUUGCGGGAAGGUGAAGGCGCGCCUACAAAGGUUUCACACCAGUGAACACCUCUACGAGCGUCACAAACCGUACAGAACGAAGGACUAUCGACCAAAGAGCUUGGGCCUGUGCGAAUCGUACCCAUGUUUUGGAAAACCACCGAGCUAUGACAGUGGGAGUCAGGUUAAGUUCAAGGCAGCCACAGAUAGUCCCACAAUAUCAGUAACAGCGCCACAUAGUCUGGAGUAUGAUUGCGGAAAGGGCGCUAGCACGCCCAAUGGUAGCAUAACUCCAAACAUGAUUUCUGGAAAGUCAACAGCUACUGUCCUUCUCAGCCCUGGGUACAUGCAGCAUUGCCAGUGUAAUCAGAGUAUCAGGAGCGUGAGCGAAGUGGCUCUAGCGAUGCCAGUAAACAAUUGGAGCGAAGAGCCUCCAGCCCCCGGCUCACCAGAUGGCCUCUCUUGGCGGAGGCUGCAUAUGUCGAGAGCCAAAUUGAAAGCCACGGCCACUACCUCGGAAUUACUGUCCGGUUUCGCAAUGGUAGCAAUGGUGGAACUUCAGAUCAACGAGCCCACAAACGUACCGGAGUGGCUUUUCGUAAUGUUUGCAGUGUGUACCACAGUAUUAGUGGCUGUGCAUAUAUUUGCGUUGAUGAUAUCCACAUAUUUAUUGCCAAAUAUCGAUGCGGUUAGCAAAAUGGAGCCCGGCUAUCCGUCAAGGGCACUGCGGGAGUCACCUCAUGAAAGGAUGAGGGGGUUUAUAGAACUCGCAUGGGCGUUUAGUACUGUUUUAGGUUUAUUCCUUUUCCUAGUGGAGAUAGCUAUACUAUGCUGGGUUAAAUUCUGGGACUAUUCUUUUGCGGCGGCCACGGCAGCUACAGUCAUUGUCAUUCCAGUACUUAUAGUUUUCGUGGCAUUCGCAAUCCAUUUCUACCAUUCCCUCGUGGUGCAGAAAUGCGAGACUUCAGUACAAGACAUCAAGCAACUCGAAAAUAUGAAACGGGACUUAGACACCGCGACUGUUAAAGUCAAUAUGUACCCAUGAUGCGGCUAUGCAGAUUUAGAUAAAAAUUUUACUACUUGCAAUUGGGCUUCGACUCCCGCAUUUUAUAGGAAAAUUGCGAUGCAUUUGUGACGAAUAAUGUUCGAUAGAUUAAUAACGACGAUAACUUAAUCGAAAAUAUUAUCGAUACAAACAUCGAAUAGAUAGAACAACGAUAUAUAAAUCGAUGUGCAACAAAAUUAUUUUUUAGCUUAUGAAUGAUCUUAAAAUAUCUUAUUAAUCUCGACUACGAAUCUUAUACAGUAUUUUCUGUGUAUAGUUUUAGAUAGCAUUAUUAAGGCUAUUUAUAUAUAUUUUGUUGGUUUAUUUAUUAUUAUUCUAUUAUUUUACCUAUAAAAACUAUAUGUAAAUAACUAUAUUCCACUUAGUUGUGUAACAAUGCAAAUAUUAUUUAUGGUCCGAGUACUAUAAACAUUGCGACAAUAUUCUGCUAAUACAUAUUAUAAACGCGAUGUAUUUUUGUAAGACUACAUGAAUUUUGGAACAGCUUUUGAUGAUACUUGGCAGUGAUGUUGCUUAGAUACCAGAGCUAGAGAAAUACUUGCUAUAGACCGUGGGUGAACAUGUAUAAAACUAAAGUGAAGAUAUAUUAGGUAAAAUUUAUUAUUUCUGUCAUGUAAUUAACUAAAUAUUAUAAUUUGAAAACAACAAUCAGUUUGAAUAUAGAUGAGAAAGCGAGUCUUAAAAAAGAGUCGAGUAAAAUGUGAGACGUACAAUUUGUUCUGAAGUAAUUAGGUAAAUAAUGAGUGUUCAUAGGUCACCUAUAAAAGAAAAUAUUAUAAUUUUUGUUGGUGACCUAUACCUAGAGAACAGUACAUAAAGAAUAUUAUUACACUGAUGUCACUAUUUAUUUUUAUUUUUGUUCUCCAAGGACAAUAAAAUAUGAUGAAAACAUUUUAGAUCCUUUUAUUUUUAAGGAUUAUUGGCUAUAGCUACCGACUGAUGAAAUUCUUAAUUGAAUACUUGCGCUAUUCUAAAAUUAUUAAAAUAGUUUUGUUCACAAUAUUAAAUAGGCUCAAGUAAAAUGUAAUAAUUUAUUAAUGAUUGUAAAUUAUACAAAUUUACAUAAUGAAUAAACAAUUUAAUGUAAAAUCUCUUUCAUAUUUAGAGGUAGGUACCUAUCUAGGUAUCUAUCAAGAAAAAUAAAAAUUCCUGUGUAGUGAUUAUAUAGGGAAAAUUUUUGUUUUAAAUUUAAAUAUGACAGCUACUUCCGUUCCUUAGAAUUUAUAAUAUGUUAAUUAUAAUAAUAGACAUAAAUAUUUGGAUAUAUGUAAGUCUCUUUCUAGCUAAGUACUAUAUACUAUAAAAUAUGACGCUGAAAAGAUUAUUUGUUGUUUAAGCGUGAAUCAGGAACUGUUGCACCGAUUUAUAAAAUUCUUCACCCUUUGAUAUACUAAUGCCCGAGUGAUAUAUAUUACAGACGAAGGCGGCACGGCCCGCUUAGCUAUAAGUAUUAUAUCAAUGAGUAUAUAAGAUUUGUACUAUGAAAUAUAUUAGCAUAUUAUAGACAAUUGAAUUUAAAGACUGUCGAAUUAUAGGUGCUGUUGAAAACUAUCUGCGGACCAAUGAUAUCAGUAUUGACUUAUUGAUAAGAUUUAAGUAACUAUUACUUUGAUGCGAAAUAUUUUGAUAUUAUAUUGUUGUUAUUUCGAUUAUGUUAAGUAAUAAACGAAUCUUUAAAA